Vigna angularis (adzuki bean) is the source of this 2556-nucleotide messenger RNA. RefSeq names its product protein IQ-DOMAIN 31. Gene Ontology annotation, molecular function: protein binding. Lineage: Eukaryota; Viridiplantae; Streptophyta; Magnoliopsida; Fabales; Fabaceae. Bases 324 to 2087 code for a protein of 587 amino acids. The transcript has 9 exons. The record is from RefSeq and is a predicted model, not a curated record.
GUCCUUGUCCAAACGGAACAAAUAAUCCAAGCUUUUCUCAGUUUCAGUAUCAGUUUCAGACAUUUUCAUUUUUUUUCUUUUCAAUUUAACUUUCAUGAGACAUGACAGCAUGCAAAUGCAACAACUCAUAAAUUGAUGAAGCUUUAGGUCACAUUUUACUCUCUUAGUUCUCAUUUUCGGUUUCACUUCUUCCACGGAAUUGUAAGAUUUGAGACCAAGAGCUUUGACGUUUCUCAGGUAAUUGUGAGAUUUGAGACCAAGAGCUUUGCCGUUUUUCAGAAUUAUUGUCGGUGACAACAACAUAUUAAGGUUGUAAUCUCAGAAUGGGAAAAUCACCAGGAAAAUGGAUCAAAACUGUACUAUUUGGGAAAAAGUCAUCCAGAUCAAAUAUGUCAAAGGGAAGAGAGAUUGUUAAUAAAAGAGAAGCAGUGGUUACUUCCAACGUGUUGGAGAACGGUUUGGCCUUAGAUCCAAACCACAUUGAGAUUGCUACAAAUGAGGAGGACCUUGAACUGGAGAAUGAAGAAUCAGAAGUUACUUUACCUGAGAAUCAAGAAAGAGACAGUAUAGGACCUGUUGAUCCAGAUGCACCACAUGAUCCAGAGAAAAUCAGGCAGGAGGUAGCAGCAAUAAAGGCACAAGCUGCUUUCAGGGGUUACUUGGCUCGCAGGGCAUUUAGGGCUCUAAAAGGCAUAAUAAGGUUGCAAGCACUUAUUCGUGGGCACCUAGUUAGGAGACAAGCAGUUGUUACAUUAUGCUGUAUGUAUGGGAUUGUAAAGUUUCAAGCACUUGCCCGUGGACUAAAGAUUAGGAAGUCUAAUGUUGGAUUUGAAAUCCAUCAGAAGUGCGGUCUGUUUAAGCCUCUGGAGGGCAAACUUGGUGAGCCGGUUGGUAUUUCCACAAAAAUUUCAAAGUUGUCUGCAAAUACUUUCAUCCGUAAGCUUCUUGCUUCAUCAAUUACAAUAAUGGCCCUGCGCUUGCAAUAUGUUAGUGGAGAUCCAAAUUCAGUGUUAAGCUGGUUGGAGCGCUGGUCAUUAUCUUGCUUUUGGAAACCAGUUUCCCAACCUAAGAAAAUUCGAGACUCUAAAUCUCAGAGAAAGCAGGGUAAUAUUUCAAAUGGAGAAGUUCAAAUUUCCAAGUCAAGACGCACUAACAGGAAGCUUCCUGUUGCUAGUUUUGAACCAGUCCCAGUGCAAACAAAUCCUGAAUUUGAGAAACCAAAACGUAAUUUCAGGAAAACACCAUACCAGGUGUCAGAUCCAGAGCAAGACAAUCCACAAAGUGAGCUUGAAAAGGUUAAACGUAACUUGAGAAAGAUUCAUAACCCUGUUGUUGAGAGUGCUGUUCAGCCAGAAGUUGAGUCUGAGACUCUAAAGCAGCAUUUGGAAAUCACGACAGUCAUUCCAGGUAAUGCUGGUUCAGAACAAGUGAUCGUUACUUCUGAGGAAAAGAUCAAGAAGGAAGAAACUUUGACUAUCUCCGAUGUGCCUGAUAUUGAAAUUACUCCAAGACCAUCGGUUAACAAGGAAGUGUCUGACAUUCCAAGUAAUUAUCAAGUGUCUGUAGAAUCUGAACCCUUGUCAGAGACAAUUACUAAAGAUAGAAACACUUCUCGUGAUGAAGUUCGAAAUGGGCUAGGCAAUCUACCAGAGGCUAUUUUUAAAGAAGACAACUCCCUAUUAACAAAUGGAGAUUUGAGUCAUAAAGAUCUGACAGGUAAUGAAAACCAGAAACCUACCCGUAAAGCAUCAAAUUUGACGAAACAGGAGAAUGGGGAAGAUGGCUUAAAGAAUAGUCCAAAAGUACCAAGUUAUAUGGCAGCAACUGAAUCCGCCAAGGCAAAGUUGAGGGCACUAGGGUCAGGAUCCCCGAGGUCUGGAGAAGAUGGAACUGAGAAAAACAACAACACUGCUGGUUCUGGGAGACAUUCUCUGCCAUCUUCAACUGGCAACAAGAUUAGUUCGCAAUCACCUAGGACACAGAGAUCAGUUCCAGCAGGUGGCAAAGGGAGUAAAAAAAGUGACAGAUCAAUAGCAUCUUCUAAAGGAGGGAAUGGUAAAGUAAUUCAAGCAGAGUGGAGGAGGUGAGCAAGGUAACCUUGGUUUUCAGGGAUUGAGAUGUUGAACAUCCUUGAGUCAAUGUGAUGAAAGUUGAUGCAACGAUGGGGUCGUUGUAUGGCCUGCUUUAACCAGCUUAUUUUUCCUGCAUUCUGGGUGGUGAGUUGUACAACAUAGGUUUUAAGUUUUGCAUGCUGCAACGUUACAAGUCUAUGCUCUGUUUGUCUUGGCUGUCCAUAUUGUAUUUUUAUCUCAGUGUGUGUAAUCCUAAACAUUAUUCGUGUUCCCAAGCUUGUGUUUGGACAAAAAUGAUCUGGUAACAUGAGAAGAUUUCUUUAGCCUUCAAGAAACUUCUUUUUUUAUUUAGUGAAGGAGGGAUCACAUUGUUACAUUUAUUGUUGCAAGCCUGUGAUGCAUGAUUAGGGUCUAGCUAGUGUAACUAAAAAUACCUUUCAAUACAGUGACUUGCUCAAUAAUAUGAUCUACCUUUUAUUAUUAA